Molecule: messenger RNA, 686 nt
Organism: Helianthus annuus (common sunflower)
Lineage: Eukaryota; Viridiplantae; Streptophyta; Magnoliopsida; Asterales; Asteraceae
Product: mitochondrial metalloendopeptidase OMA1
Exons: 2
Coding region: 252-563 (103 amino acids)
Cellular component (GO): membrane
Molecular function (GO): metalloendopeptidase activity
Source: RefSeq, a predicted model, not a curated record
CCCACCCAUUUUGACUUGUACUAGAAUUGACUUAAGAAAGAACAUGUUUCAACCGGAACCCGUUUUUACCCAUAAUCUAACCUGUCCGGCCCACCUAUCUGCCACCUCUUUUUGGAGGUUAGGUAUAUGGAUAUGCUGGCUAAACAUGGAUAUGGUUUUAGGUUGCACAUGCCGUGGCAAGACAUGCAGCAGAGCAGAUUACAAAGAACCUCUGGUUUACCAUCGGGCAGCUAAUUUUGUAUCAGUUUGUUAUGCCAGAUCUGGUCAACACAAUGUCAAAUCUUCUGCUUAAGCUUCCUUUCUCCCGAAGGAUGGAGAUUGAAGCAGACUACAUAGGGGUGCUGUUGAUGGCGUCAGCUGGGUACGAUCCACGGGUGGCUCCAAAGGUAUUUGAGAAAUUGGGACAAGUAUCGGGUGAUUCUGCUUUGCGAGACUACCUUUCUACACAUCCAUCUGGAAAGAGAAGAAGUAAACUGCUAUCUGAAGCUAGUGUGAUGCAAGAAGCGAUCUCUAUAUACCGAGAGGCCAUAGCCGGACGAGAGGUUGAUGGUUUUUUCCUUUAACUAUCAACCAACCUAGUUUGUAUGAUGAUAUUUACUGAUGAUGCAGUUGUUCAAAUGAUGUUGGAAGAUGGAUGGUUUUUUACAUACAUAAUAAUGCGUCUAAUAGUUGGAAAUAUGAAAGUG